AUGAAAUUAUUAUAUUCAUUAGUUGCAUUAUUAGGUGUUUCAUCAGUUGCAUUUGGUGAUACCAGUUGUAAUCAAUUACUUUCAUCAUUAGCUGAUCCAUCAAAAUGUGUUCAAGUUUCAAUCUCUGGUGUUCAUUAUCAAUCAUUGGCUCAAGAAGGUUAUAAAGGUAAUUUAGUUUUUGCAUCUGGUGAAUUUGUAUUAAGGGAAUCAUUAUACAAUUUACAAACCUAUGAAACAACAUGUAGUUCUCGUGGAUUAGUUCAACCAUUUGCAGCUGAUUAUCAAUUCCGUGUUGAUGAUUUUAGUAUUAGAUUAAGUGAUGGUAAUCUUAGAUUAAAACAAACUAAUACUCAACUUACUUGUAAUGGUAAUGUUGGUUUCUUCAAUUUAAAUAACUUUUAUUAUACAGUUGCAUUAAAAUCAUAUGAUACAUGUCCAAAACUUAAUUAUGGUGAACCUUGUAAUACACCAACAGUUACUCCAACAGUUACACCAACACCAACAGUUGCUCCAACAACACCACCAGUUGGAACACCAAAAAUCAAUUAUAAAUUAGAUACUGAUAGUAAUUGGGUAGCCAAUGGUGUAACAUAUUAUCAAUAUAAAGUCACAUUAACCAAUAAUGAAAGUUCACCAAUUAAAUCAAUUGAAAUUCAUUCUGAUAAUUGGAAUCCAACUGAAUUUUGGAAUAUUGUAAGAAGUCAAAAAACUGGUAAUUUAAGUUUCCCACCAUUUGUUGUUAAUCUUCAAGCUGGCGAUUCUUUCUCAUUUGGUUUUGUAUCUGCAACUUUAAAUCCAUCAUUUUCAACUGUUAAAAUUGUUAAAGCUUAA
This is a messenger RNA of Dictyostelium discoideum AX4, 831 nucleotides long. RefSeq names its product extracellular matrix protein (gene ecmC). Lineage: Eukaryota; Evosea; Eumycetozoa; Dictyosteliales; Dictyosteliaceae. The transcript is spliced from 2 exons. Bases 1 to 831 code for a protein of 276 amino acids. The record is from RefSeq and is a predicted model, not a curated record. Gene Ontology annotation, molecular function: hydrolase activity, hydrolyzing O-glycosyl compounds; polysaccharide binding; carbohydrate binding.